This is a messenger RNA of Didymodactylos carnosus, 885 nucleotides long. NCBI's taxonomy places the organism in Eukaryota, Metazoa, Rotifera, Eurotatoria, Philodinida, Philodinidae. The record is from the annotation of a GenBank genome assembly.
AUGAAUAUCAACACUCUCGUUCAAUUGAUAAUUCAAGUUGUUGAAAUUAAUUCACUUGAUAGCCCAACAAAGAAUACGUCUGAUUCAUCAGCACCACAAAUGGCAUUACCAGAUAAUAAUAGCUAUAUGAAUAAUAAUGAUGGAAUCAAUUCAUCACGGCCACAUACUCAAGAUAGUCAAGUAUCAAUGGAAUCGUCAAGAUCAACAUUACAAAGGUUAAUAAGAGAAAUGGAUGUUUACGGUCAUGGACGCUCUAAACCAAUUAUGGAAGAAGUUGAUCUUGAAUAUGAAGAACGACCUUAUCUUAUCGUUGAUUUAAGAGAUAGAGAUGACUACAAUUUAAAUCAUAUUAUCGGAGCUUAUCGACUUUUGUUUUAUUCUAAAAAAAAUAAAAAAGGAAAAAUUAUUGUACUUUAUGAUGAUGAUGAACGUAUUGCUCCAAAAGCAGUCACUAUUAUAGUUGAACGUGGUUACAACAAUGUAUUUUUAUUAUCAGGCGGUUUAAGAUAUUGUGCACGAAAAUUUCCCGAAGGUUUAUUAACUGGCUCAAUUCCAGCAUCUUGGACAAAACCUCAAACACCUAGUAUAAAAAUAAAAAGAACACAAUCAAUUGAUCAUAAUAGUACAAUGUCAGCACCAGGUACAAGUCAAUCACAGCGACCAAAUCAAGGACCUUAUAUAUCAUUACCUCAACGAGAACAUUUUACAUCAGAUGAUAUUGAAAAAUUAACUAAUGAACUCGAUUUAAAUUUGUUACCAUCAGAUUCAGGAAGUCGUCUAUCUCGUGCAUCAACAAUGGCUAGUAAACAGAGCAGUCGUUCUAGUAUCGCCUCUCAACGUUCAAAUGUAAGCAGUAUUCAUGAAAAACCGUGGAAACCUUGUUGA